CGCAGCUGUCGCUGCUCGUGUGUGGUUCAGUGGUGUGCGAACACAUCAAGACGAAGUGAGCCAUGCGAAGUGAAAUUCUACCGCAUCCCUAAAGACAACAGUGACGGACAACGAAAAGGAAAGACAACGAAGUUUGGAACAAGGCUCGCGGCUUGUGUUCACGAGCCUCGCUGGCUGCCUUUACGGGUGCGCUGAAGCGGUGAAGCCGUUACACGUCUGCAAUCAGUACCUGGCUGCCCGAACCAGUGCUCCCGAAGCUUCGUCUAUUCCGUCAGAGCCUGGCCGGGUACCGGAUUUGCCAACCGUCGCUACUUCGUAGCUGCGAAAGGACAAGCAAGGUGAAGCGCAAGCUGUCAUCCGGCUCGACAAGCAGCGGCUCCAGUCGCUCGCCAUCCAACAUGACGGCAAACCUCCCGGAAGGCUUAGCUGCUCUCACGAUGCAGCAGCAACCUGAUGUUCCAGGAGACCCAACAGAAGCACCUGCUUCCCUGCAGUGUUCAAACGAUGAGAUGCUGGCUGCGCGCACGCCACAGCUCGUCGAGCAGCAACACUCACGAGUGCGCCGUCGAUGGAGCGGACGGGGAGCAAGAAGAGCGCAGCAUGAAGAACGGCUGGAUCCAGGUAUCGUCACCACCUCGUUUCAUGUCACGAGCUCUUCAGGCAGUGCAGGAAACGUGUUAUGCCGAGGCCCAGAGCCAGGGAUGGAACACUGCCUUGUUCAUCGAGGACUCGACGCUGCAGAAGCGCGACUCAGAGGACGCGGAGGUCAAAGGGUGGGUCCGGAUCGUCCCUGGUCGCUGUGCAGAAUGUCGACGACCGGUCCGGGCAGGUGGCGAGGUGCCUCUGGUAGUCCUCAGCGUUGGCGGGCGCCAUGUGAGCCUUGGUGAAAGGUCAAGGCUUAAGGAGGCACGGAGGGUGUUCCCUGCGGCACAUGGUCACGUGUUUUCCGCGAUUGCAAGAGUUGUGGUCUGUUUUGUUGGAUCUUAA
Molecule: messenger RNA, 987 nt
Organism: Dermacentor silvarum
Lineage: Eukaryota; Metazoa; Arthropoda; Arachnida; Ixodida; Ixodidae
Exons: 3
Coding region: 454-987 (177 amino acids)
Source: RefSeq, a predicted model, not a curated record